AUGGACCUAUACCUGAAAGGGAAACAAGGCUAUGGCAGUGUAACCGGACUUCCUUAUCCACUUGAUGGUCUUUCAAGAAGCCCAAACACAUCAGCAGUGAAUUUGAGUGGAUUUUCAAAAGACAAGGUUGGCGGCAGCUUAGAACGUCUAAACAAAGCUGGUCAAGAGUUGUGGAGCGAGCAAAACCAUUCAGUUAGUAUGGCCAAUAUCUCCGGACUUAUACCGGGAGCGACGAGAAAGAGAAAACUGUUAUGA
Messenger RNA from Cooperia oncophora, 255 nucleotides. The record is from the annotation of a GenBank genome assembly. Lineage: Eukaryota; Metazoa; Nematoda; Chromadorea; Rhabditida; Trichostrongylidae.